This is a messenger RNA of Nerophis ophidion (straightnose pipefish), 1144 nucleotides long. RefSeq names its product urate oxidase (gene uox). Gene Ontology annotation, biological process: urate catabolic process; purine nucleobase catabolic process. Gene Ontology annotation, cellular component: peroxisome. Lineage: Eukaryota; Metazoa; Chordata; Actinopteri; Syngnathiformes; Syngnathidae. The record is from RefSeq and is a predicted model, not a curated record. Bases 133 to 1029 code for a protein of 298 amino acids. Gene Ontology annotation, molecular function: urate oxidase activity. The transcript is spliced from 8 exons.
AGAUGGCAGCCAGAGGUGGAGGUGUUCCAGCACUGCUCCAAUGGCCCCUGGGCAUAGGGAGAACCUCCCUCUCCACCAAACCCCCUCGACCAGUCUUGUCACCUUCUUGCUGAAGAAGCGACUGAACACAAAAUGGCAACUGCUCCCGCUCAGGCGGAGUUUGUGCGAACUGGCUACGGCAAGAACAGCGUGAAGGUGUUGAGCAUCAGGAGGCAUGGGGGCCAUCAUAGCAUCGUGGAGGUCAAGGUGGAUGUGGAGCUGACACUCAAGUCCCGCAAAGACUAUUUAAGUGGAGACAACUCUGACAUCAUCCCCACGGACACCAUCAAGAACACUGUCCAUGCGCUGGCCAAGAUCAAGGGGAUAAAAAGCAUUGAGCAGUUCAGUUUGGAUCUUUGUCACCACUUCCUGACCGCCUUCACCCAUGUGCUGAGGACCAAGGUCUACAUGGAGGAAGUUCCCUGGAGAAGACUUGAGAAGAACGGGGUCCAACAUGCCCACGCCUUCAUUUACAGUCCAGAAACUUUUCGCUUCUGCGACGUGGAACAACAUCUUAACGGUGUGCCGGUGGUUCACAGUGGUGUCAAGGACCUGAAGUUGUUGAAAACCACUCAGUCCGGUUUUGUGGGUUUUUUCCGUGACCGCUUUACCACCCUGCAAGACGCCAAGGACAGGUGUUUCUGUAGCAGCGUGCGUGCCAGGUGGCUCUACAAGAACACCCAGGGUGUAGACUUUGACGCGGCAUGGAAAUGCAUCAAAGACUCCAUUAUCGAGAAGUUCGCAGGCCCUUAUGACCGUGGAGAGUUCUCACCCUCUGUGCAGAAGACCCUCUAUGAUACUCAACUUCUGGUCCUGGACAGGGUUCCUGAGGUGGAGGAGAUAGAGAUCAUCAUGCCCAACCAGCAUUACUUCACCAUCGACAUGAGCAAAUUGGGCCUGGAGAACAAAGACGAGGUGCUUCUUGCCCUGGACAACCCGUCAGGAAACAUCACAGGGACAGUGCGCAGGACACCACAAGCCAAACUCUGAGGCACAAAUACAGGAAAAAGUCCAUGAAAAGGCGCAAAUAUUUGAAGUCUUUGUAUCUCCUUAGCGAGCACCAAUAAACUGGCGUUGUUCUUUGGUGAGAAAGGAGCACCGUUUA